Messenger RNA from Erythranthe guttata (spotted monkey flower), 968 nucleotides. Lineage: Eukaryota; Viridiplantae; Streptophyta; Magnoliopsida; Lamiales; Phrymaceae. The record is from RefSeq and is a predicted model, not a curated record.
AUGGAGCAUUCAUACGAGGCAAACGAGGCAGCUAAAAAUGCAGAAAUAUCGACGAAUAAUCGUAAUAUUUCUACCACUACUAGUAACGGGAAUUCAACCGUAACCACUUUAAAGAUUGUAAAUGAUUUUGAUUUGAACAAAAUCGGAGAUGAAGAUUUCGUGUACAACGAAAAUAAUAAUGAUAAACACCCGUCGGUAUCAAAUUCGAGUAGUCGGUAUAAAACUCUCCAUUCUUCUAGUUUCUCCAAGUUUUUCCUCGGACAACAUACGCAGAAAACGACAGAUAGUGUCGGUUCCAAAACUCCCGAAUUUUCCGAUUUUGGAAUUAAUUUAAGAGAGUGGCUACAAUCCGACGGCCAUGGUGCAUUAAUCAAGAACGACAGACUGCCAGUAAUAACACAAGUCUCGCACGAAGAAUCCGAUAUCGACCAAUGGGGAUGCAUGUUCUCCUUCAACAACGCAGUGAGAGAUUACAUUUCCGCCCUCAAAGACUCCCUCCAACAAGCAAGACAAGAAGAUCUCAGGGGCGCAAACGUCUUUUAUGUAGACAAUCACGCCAUUCAACUCGAGCUCUACCAAAACCCCACAUCCCAUGGGUUGGAACAUGGGAUUACUGCAUGCUGUGGAUAUGGAGGUGGGUCGUACAAUUUCGACCCGCAAGUAUUUUGCGGAAACACGAAGGAGAUGAACGGACAGAAAGUAUCUGCUUCUGCGUGCGGGGACCCGGAGAAAUACGUGAGCUGGGAGGGGAUUCAUCUGACUGAAAAUGCUAAUAAAAUUAAGGCAUCUGCUAUACUUAGUGGUUCUUACUUUGAUCCACAGUUUUCUCUUAAUCAGCUCUGUGAUAUUCAACCUAUUGGUUGAAUAUCUCAUAUAUAUAUAAUAAUGCUGCUAAUCAGCAACAAUAAUCAGCUGUAUGUUUACUAAUAAUGUAUAUGCUGAACAAUGAAAUCAAAUGAACUUAAAUA